Messenger RNA from Prosopis cineraria, 3872 nucleotides. RefSeq lists its product as uncharacterized. The record is from RefSeq and is a predicted model, not a curated record. Bases 710 to 3496 code for a protein of 928 amino acids. Lineage: Eukaryota; Viridiplantae; Streptophyta; Magnoliopsida; Fabales; Fabaceae. The transcript has 8 exons.
GCCUGUCAUGGGCCCACCAAUCCAUCCUUCCCCAACUGUCACGAAUUCUUCUUCUUCUUCCACUGUCACCCACUGCGACAUUCUAAUGCCCGCCCCUCUCUCGUCCUCGUCAUACUUUUUUUUUUUUGCUUUGGUUUAUGAGUCUUCAAUGGCUGCCCGUAUCAAAAUCUUGCGUAAAGAAAUCAGGGGUCGGUGCUAGAUGAGGAUUUCCGUUUCUUUUUGGCUGUCAAAAGAUGCCCAAAAGCUAAAGUCUCUGUCUUUUUCUUUUAGCGGAUAAAUUUAGUUGGUGGUACUGAAUUCGCUGUUCUGAAAGAAUGUAUCGUCAUGAAGGUACUUCUCAAGGCAUAUUUCUUCCUGGGUCUUAAAGUUUCAAGCGGGAGAGAGAGAGAGAGAGCGCUAAUGUUUAGAAUUGAAUGAUGCUUUCUUUUGGCUUUAUAUGUUAGAAUUUCUGAGGCGAUGAUGCAAUUUUUGGCUGCUCUAUCCUCUGUUUCUACAGUAGUUGAAUGCGCCAUACAUCGGAGUCAUGGAGAAGGUUGCACAGAAGAAAUUCUGCUUUGGAUUGCUGAUUUUGGGAAUUGUGCUCGAUAGGAGCUUUUGAUAAGGAACAGCGUUAAUUACUGACAGUUUCAAAUCCAAAGGAAGCUACAACAAGGUUUUGCAAGAGCAGGGUCUGAGGGAUAAAGAAGGAAGUCAAGUGUUCAGAAACAUAAUGGGAAAGAGGUCACAAAAACGUCCUAAGGGGAAUGAGAAGGAUCGUUCUGGAUGCAUGUGGGGCUUAAUUAGUAUAUUUGAUUUCCGCCAUGGUCACCCAACUCACAAGCUGAUUACAGAUUUUCGGCACAGCAACAAGCUUGCUGUUAGUGAGAAAAGUAUCAUGUACUCAAAGAAUAAGUUUGAGAUGUUGAGCAAUUUGGAUGAAGAUUGUGAAGGCAAUUUUGACGGUACACAGAGCAAGAAAACAAUGGUUACAACUGAUGCUGUCAAGCCUUGCGUCAAGAAACUCAUAGAAGAAGAGAUGUUCAUCGACCAAGAUACAAUGAAGAAUAUGCAUAGUGCUGAAGUAGAAUUUAAAGAAUCCAGAUUGAGGCUCGCAAACCCUCUGAAGAUAGAUUCCAAGAGAAAAAAUAAGUCUCGUAAGAAAAGUCGGGACAAGGACACUCAGAGUUUAAAGUCUGAUGCAACUUUACAAUCAGAACUCUCACAUAAUCAGCAUUCAAGGCAUCAGUCCAAAAGUAGUCUUGAUUUGGACAAUAUAAUGGAAGGUUUUUCUCAUUUCAAAGAUGUUUGUUCUGUGAUUCGUGACCAUAAUGGUGAAGUUCUUCCGCAGCCAAAUGAGAAGAAUGUAAUAGCUGAAAACAAUGUAAAAGAUGCAAUCCAUGAAUUUGUUAAUCAGAUCACAUUCAAUGGAAAAGAUCUGCCAGAAGAUGAAAAAUUCACCUGCUCCCAGGAACUCAUGCAAGUGCUUCAGGUUAUAAGUUCAGAUAAGGAAUUGUUUCUUAGACUUCUACAAGAUCCAAAUUCGCUUUUAAGGAAACAUGUUCAAGAGUUGGGGAAUUCUCAGGGGACAGAUUUCAAAGAACACAACCCAGUUACUGGCUUCAGCAUGUCCAAACAAGAACCUAAUAAUCUGGAAGAAGCCACAGAGGUUGUCAACCACAAGCAGCGUAACUUUCUUGGGAAAAAGGUGACGUCUCAAGGAAAAAGUCCAGCGAAAGGAAAUGACAACACUGAGUCUUCCAAGAGAAUUGUUACUUUCAAACCCGGCCCCAUGGGCUUGCGAAAUUCUGAAACUGAGAACAAUCUUUUUUCGUCCAUAAAUUCUCAUGAUAUAAAUCAUCCCAAAGAUCACCAUGGUAGAGUCAGUUCACAUUUUUCUCUCACAGAGAUCAAGAAGAAAUUGAAACAUGCUAUGGGAAAGGAGAGGCAUGGAAACCCCAGAGGGAUCUCCAAAAAACUCUCUAUUGAGUGUCAAAAUAUGGAACAAGGCAGCAAGGUCUUUAGCAAAGACAAUAUUGGAAUGAAAUCUCCCAAUAAGGACCAUUUCUUCAUCGAGAAAACAGCAAGACCCACAUUUGAUGUUAACAAAGGAGACAAGGCUGGUAAGUUGAGAGACUCCGAGGUAACCACGGAUCGAAAAAAUGACAGGUGUCUCAAACAAAAGGAUUCCAACUUAUACAAUGAGGCCAAGAAACAUCUGCAUGAGAUUCUGGGUAAUGGAGAUGAAAACAUGGAAUUUUCAAGUCAGCAGAUCCCAGAAACCCUUGGGAGAAUUCUAUCUCUUCCUGAAUAUAACUUUUCUCCCAUCGGAAGUCCUGGAAGGGAGUGUGAGCAUCGCUUUGUGACUUCACAGACAAGAUUUUCUACUGUGGGAAACAUUCAGGAGGCUAAUGAGGAUUUUCAAGCCGAUAUUAUUGGUCAUCCAGAUCAGGCAACAAAAAAUCCAGAGAAGCAGUCAAGUAUCAGUGAUGAAAGUUUUAAUGAAAAAGUACAAGAAAUUAACCUGAAGCUAAAUCUCCCAGCUGAUCAUACUCACGAUGAUAAAGUGGAAGCAACCUCUUGCCAUCCUGUUAGGAAUGAGAUAGUCCCUGAAGAUUUAAUAGCAAGAAAGGAUAAAAAAUGUGACUCUGGAAUUUCUGAUGGUUCAAGACCUUCUCUCUGUUUGAAUCAGGAAAUCUCAGAAGAAAAUCAACCUCUAUUUACUUCUCCGUCAUCAUCUCCUUCUCACCCUUCAAUCACUAGGAAAGUUGCAGAGAUGGAAAGUGGUUCAGCUGAAUCUGAGAGACCAAGCCCUGUGUCCGUUCUUGAUACACCAUUUGAUAUCAGCCCUGGAAACACCAGAUCCGAACCGGAUAAAGUACCAGUGCAGCCCUUGCAUAUUCAGUUUGAAGAUCAUGAUUCUUCACCUAUGGAUCAAACUGAAGGAGGAAAACAUUGUACUGAAGAAAAUAAGUUGAUAUUUGACUACAUUGAAGCAGUCCUGCAAUCCUCUGGCUUAAAUAGAGAUCAACUUAGAAUCAAGUACCUUUCCUCAAACCAAAUACUAGAUCAAUCUCUAUUUGAUGAGGGAGGGUUUUUCCCAAACCAACCUUGCCAUGAUCAGAAGCUCCUAUUUGACUGCAUCAAUGAAGUUCUCGUGGAUAUUUGUUGGGAUUACUUCGGGAUACUCCCUUGGGCAUCAUUCCUAAAGCCUAGCAUAAGGCCAAACCCAGAUAUGAAGAAGGUGGUUCUAAUGGUCUGGCAAAGAGUGUGCUGGCAUCUCCUUCCCUUUCCUCGGCCACAUACUUUGGAUCAAAUUGUUCAUAAAGACAUGGCAAAAAGUGAAACAUGGAUGGAUCUUCGAGUUAAUGUUGAAACAGUUAUUACUGAAAUGGCUGAUGAUAUUCUUGCGGAACUAAUGGAAGAGACAGUAUUCAAUUGUGUCGGUGAAAGCCUAGAGAGUGAAUCUUCUCAACUUCAACCUGAAUUGCUGGAGGAUAAAAGCAGCAUCAACAUAUAAAAACUUUUCAACUUCUUGUUCAUUCCAACAGAUAAGUUCCCUGUUGAAGAUAGAAGGGAAGAAGUUAUACAUUAUGCUUCAUGGAAUUGGCAAUAGACAGGAAUACUAGAAUUUUGGGGGUUCCUAAGCAGUGUUUCUCUUGGCCAUUUCUGACUUCUCUCAUAGUGGUUAGAAUAAAGCGCAGGUGGACAUUCAAAGAAGGGACUUAAUCAGAAGGAGCAAAGAGUUUUAGUUAGAAAUGCCAGCAAAAAGUACAAAAUAAUACUUCAUACUUUUGUUCAUUGUAUUUCACUUAAUCCAGAAUGAGUCAGCGAUGCUGUUAUUGUAUAUUUUGUAGAGUUUUAUAUGUUGAUAACAUGAGUUUGAGUUUCAUAAA